Molecule: messenger RNA, 423 nt
Organism: Penicillium verrucosum
Lineage: Eukaryota; Fungi; Ascomycota; Eurotiomycetes; Eurotiales; Aspergillaceae
Exons: 1
Coding region: 1-423 (140 amino acids)
Source: RefSeq, a predicted model, not a curated record
AUGCUGCUUAGUCUUGAUGUCUACUUCAGGGUGAAUAUUGUCACUGGUGGCUCUUCUAUGUACCGUGUUCUGACUCCAGAUAGCGCACCAUCUCUUCGUUCAGUGAUUCGAACCGCUGCCCGCGCCCGACUGACGUCGGCAGUGAACUUGAUUGAAUCUUUUCAUUCCGAACAUAUUCAAUCAUUUUGGGGUUUUGCGGCAGCAGCCCGGGUGGCUUUAGUCGGUGCGUUUGCUGGUCUUUUGUGGGCAACGAGUCCUCAAAUGGAUGGAGCAGCGGGUUACGUUGAACAACUCGAAAAGCUUCGCUGGGUCCUGCAGGUACGAGCAUCUGCUGCUCCGUUUGCUCACGAGGUACUUCGCUUGCUUCAUGAAGAGGUCGGCGAUUUGGCUGCUGUAAAGGCAGCCACAUUCCGAGGCUCGUAG